CCUGACGUCAUUGUCAGCAUAUUGCUAGACGACCAUCAGAAAAGCCUCUCCUCUGACUUUCAAAUCUCGUUUUCAUCGAUCCGCCUUCGUCAUGGGAACUAACUCCAAGUCUGAAGAUGAAUGGCGUGCCAUUUUGUCUCCACAGCAGUUUAGAAUCCUCCGUCAGAAGGGAACAGAGGGACCCAACACAGGGGAAUACAAUCACCAUGACACGUCAGGCGUGUACAGCUGUGCUGGCUGUGGCACACCACUAUACAAGAGCAGCACGAAGUUUAACAGCAGCUGCGGAUGGCCUGCUUUCUUUGAUGCGAUCCCUGGUGCCGUUAGUAGGCACGAAGAUCGGUCGAUGUUUAUGACGAGGACAGAGAUUACCUGUACCGCAUGCGGUGGUCACCUCGGGCAUGUGUUCAAAGGAGAAGGAUACGAUACGCCAACCGAUGAACGACACUGCGUGAAUUCGGUCUCGCUGAACUUUAAGGGGGAAUAAAGUUUUGGUUGCGUGAACAUCAUUAGAACGCAGAUACAACGUGUACCGUUAAUGGCCGGUGAUGCACUGU
Molecule: messenger RNA, 557 nt
Organism: Suillus plorans
Lineage: Eukaryota; Fungi; Basidiomycota; Agaricomycetes; Boletales; Suillaceae
Product: methionine sulfoxide reductase
Exons: 5
Coding region: 92-487 (131 amino acids)
Biological process (GO): response to oxidative stress; protein repair
Molecular function (GO): peptide-methionine (R)-S-oxide reductase activity
Source: RefSeq, a predicted model, not a curated record